Molecule: messenger RNA, 3782 nt
Organism: Sander lucioperca (pikeperch)
Lineage: Eukaryota; Metazoa; Chordata; Actinopteri; Perciformes; Percidae
Gene: mis18bp1
Product: MIS18 binding protein 1
Exons: 16
Coding region: 143-3652 (1169 amino acids)
Source: RefSeq, a predicted model, not a curated record
GUGACAUACGUGCUUUGGCAGUUACGUCACACGUUACUAGCCAAACGCGGCGGUGAUGAGAAAUUUGAAAUUUGCGGGCUAGCGAGCUAGCUGUCUGCUAGCACACUAUGUAUAACAAUCGUGUUUCUUUUUCCUGAAAACCAUGGCGUCGUAUCAUCAUGUAUUGCAACAGACAAACAGGCGGUUUGAAUCUCCUGCCAAGGUGUUUGCUAAGCUUAAGUCCAAAGUAGAGAGAGGGAUAUGCGCGAAGGAGGGGACUUUUACAAGCGACGACCCGUUGUGUAACUUUAACGUUAGUAACGUUACCGAGAAACACGGAGCCGUUUUUAAGUCGCCCAAAAAGGGAACAGAGAGUACCUGGAUGGCCGAACAGCAUAAGGAGAAUCAGAGGUAUGGUUCUUAUCGCAAUCAGGCGCAGGCCUUGACUCUCUCUCCCAUAUCGAGUCCUCAGAAAAACGUCGGGUACUUGUAUUCAGACAUUAGCAGCGAUCAUGUGGAGGAAAUGCCUCCUGGGACCAUAACAGGACAUGGAUGCACACCAAGAAAGAGAGCUUUCCUUGAGUCAACAGCUGUGUCUUACCCCUCCUCUCGGGACAACAGAAAGCAGAUCCACAAAAAACCACCUCAGAUCAGAGACUCGGGUGGUUUUAAGGUGACCAGCAGGACUCCAGUAAAGAUACAGCCAGUAGAACCUGACCAUGCAGGCAGUGAAUUAGAGGAUGGGUGUGCUCCUCUUGACAAACUGUUCUCUCCAGCCUAUAUGUUGUCCCCCACGAGGAAGAGGUUGAAGAGAAAAUGGGAACCUCAGGAGUUUAAUAAAGUCAGCAGCAGUACAAAGGAGGUCAGCAAUGAAUCCAUAAGUCAGCCACAACAAAGGAAAACCUUCAGUGCUGCCAGUGAGGAUAAACACACUUGCAUAGAGAACUUGGCUAAUAUAAGAGGAUUCUCUGCUGACCCGUUAGAGAUGAACCAGUUCACCCAUAAUUCAGUGUUCUCAUCACUAAGACCCAUCGCAAUGAAACGUUGUAAUGUUGCUGUGGAAUACAUUCCUCCAAUGUCUCCAGCCAAGAUGUUUGCUUACAUGAAGGCGAGGGAAAUCAAAACGGAGCAGCAUGAAGUUCCUAAAGUCAGCAGUAGCUCACGAGAUCAUUUUGGGGGUAAUUUCCAUCAGUCCAGAGACACGCCUCCCUUGACAGCUCACAACAUGGGUGAGAUGGGGGGCAUUGCUUUUAGUAGUGGUCCAGAAAGUGUGGUUCCUGUCAAACAGUCCAGUGUACAGCCUGCUAACUGCCAAGCAGACACAGAUCCUCCUGAGGAUGUCCUGAGCCCUGCUCUGUCGCCCAAACCUGUUUUGCUGGAAGACCCGCUUGUACUCAAUACGCCACGGAUCUCCAUACCGAAAAAACAAGAGGCUGUGUUCAAGCGAAAGAAAUGGCCCCAACGCACAAAAUUCCCAAGUGAAAGUGUAAUUUAUCUCAAAAAGUGGUUCUUGAGGAAGAAUAACCAUGGCCUGUUUGUUGAUGGAACCCACCAGGCCGACAACAUACAAUGGCACAGUAACCUCAUUGUGGAAAGGGUUUCCAGUUCUGUGGUGAAGACUGUGUCAGGCGGAGUUUACGUCUUGGUUGGCAAGAUGAACAUGAGGGUUGACUCUGAUUUUCCCAAGUGGCUUUUGAAGAAAUUUGCUAAUGGUUUUCCUCCUGACUGGAAGGCACUUUAUGAGAGGUUUUUGUCAGAGUCAAGAGCCAACCCCAGCAGAGAAACAACGAGGAACAGCGAGGGGAGAAGUAUCCUAUCGAAGACAAAAUCUGAGAUACCCUCCAUCCAUUCUGUGAAGCAGCACAGGCAAAAGUCUUUGGAGACAUGUAAUUCAUGCCCACCUGCCUUGCCUUGUUCAAAAGUAUCCCGAAGUGGUCGCAUGAUCAAGCCACCUCUGGAGUAUUGGAAAGGAGGGAGAGUUAUUCUGGAUGCACACAUGAAUGUUACCAUCCAUGAAUGUUAUGAUACCUCCAUCUGCAUCCCUGUCACUACAACGGUGUCUAUGAGGGCAUCACAGAAACCUGCCAGUGUGUUCCUGCCCUGCAGUGAAGGCCAAUCCCCCAGGGACGUAGAGGCAUCAGUACCACUGAGGAGGGUCAAGGCUCCAGUCCGCAAAUGCAACAGAGCCAAUGUUGAACCUGAAGAGAAGCCAUCCUAUUCACCUGAAGCUCCUGUAGAGACACUUAGCAGCCCUGAAGAGUGGUCUGGCAGACCAACAAGGUCCAGCCAAAGGCGUCUAGCUACAGAGCGAACAUUGUAUGUGGACACUGUCUCUCAAAAGCAAAGUAAACCCUUAAAGUCUUCAACAAGGAGGUCAAAACAACAGACGCAUGACAGCCCUGAAGAGUGGUCUGGCAGACCAACCAGGUCCAGCCGAAGGCCUCCAGCUACAGAGCGAACCUUGUAUGUGGACAAGGUCCCUCAAAAGCAAAGUGAAACUGAAAAGUCUUCAACAAGGAGGUCAAAACAACAGACACAAAACACCACAGGGACUUCACUGAGAGUCUUGGGCAGCAAACGGGCUGUCCAAGCAUCCACAGAUUCUGUUAAUGAUACAGCAUCAUCAUCAUCAGAUGAGCAGGUCAUUGGGAGAAAGAAGACAGGGAAAGAAGCGCACAGGAGGAGAGGCAUGAGAGUUCUUAACAAGUCACGGCCAAGCCACGCGUUUCCAUCAAGUGAUUCAACAAACACCUCUGAAGAGAGUGAAAAUGAAAUGAGGAAGAGAACCAGAGUAACGCAACAAAGAAAUAAACAAAGCAAAUGCACCAAUUCAACAUCACCUACAAAGCCUUUGCCUAAGUUGACACAAUCCAGCAAGAAACCCAAGGCAAACCAAGGCAAUGCACCGAUUCCACAAGAGCAAGAUGCAGACGAGUGGACAGAGGCAGAGCUUAUGAAGCUACAAGAGGCUGUGUCCUAUUAUCCUAAGCACUUGGCAGGUUACUGGGAAAAGGUGGCGAGGGUGGUUGGAACGCGUUCUGCAGAAGAGUGCCACUCCCAGCACACAUCGCUGGGAACCUCCCAGACUCCGGCUAAGAGAGCCAAGAAACCCAAAAAGGAAAAAGUGGAGGCACCAAAAUAUCCAGUUACAGAUCAUCCGGUGAUAUCUGCCCGAGUGGGAACCUUAAAGAGAAAGCAACAGGUGCGUCAGUUUCUGGAUGCCAUGCCCAGAGAAGAUGUUGAGGACGUUUUCAGCUCUGCGGCCAUGCAGAAUAAGCGCUUUGAGAUGCCCUCCAUAUGUCCGAGUGACCACGACUUCACAUUAUCAGACAUGGAGCCACUGACCCCCAUGUCAAAAGUUUUCCCUGAAGUGAAGACUCCUCAGUGUCUGCAUAUCACUCCUGGCAUGAUGGGUUCUCCAAACAGGAACAAUGAUGACAAGUAUGUCUAUCAACUCCAGAAGAGGAUGAAAAAAAAUCAGUUUAAUGUCUGCAAACAGGCUCCUUCUUCAAAGAGCUUCACACCUACGCCAUCAACUAAACGAACAAUGAGAAGAUGUGGUAACACAGAAAAUAACACCUUUGUCGUUUGGGAAAUGUUCCCAGGAAACGAUGGUGCGCUUUCUGAAAGCGAGGAUGAGGAUGAGGAUUUUUACUUCUCAGACAACGACUGAUUGGAGCUCAUGUCUUUUUAAAAAUCAAAAUGUAUUCGCAUGAAUUCAAAUCAAUGACAUAUAGGAGAGAUGGGCCUUUUUUCUUGUUGAACUCAUCAAAUGUGAACAAUAAAACAUCUUUAACAUGUAA